UCUUCAGACAAAACUGAUCGAGUAGCAGUGAUAUAAAAACGAACGUAUUGUCAGGUGCAUCAAAGAGGUGGAAGGAGGAAGCCAGACCGCUAGACCGGCCGGCCGGCCGGCUGAAGACCGAAUUCGCAGCACGCUUCUAUCUCUGUCCUACUCCUGCAAGGACAGAUACCAGCAACGCGUCGUGCUUUCUUCUUACGAGUGCACAGUAUUCUCACAGACUUAAUCAUCAGAUCGGAUCAGUGCGAUUGGAACUCAGACGAAAACACGAGAAUGCAUUCGUGAUUAACUUCAUGAUUGUAAUAGACGCCGUGAUGAAUGAACUGGAAUUUUUUCGUGUUAGGUUCGAUUCAGGCUUUGGAGAGUCCAGUUCUUCGGGAGUGGCCGUGAAAGCGACGAACGUGUGACGGAGCAGAAAGUGGGCACGUGCGUACGAUUUUUCACAACAAGAAAAAUUUCGAGAAGUCGAAGGAAGAUGUUGUGGCGACUCGCAGUGUUAUGGCUUGUGGUCUCCAUAGCAACAUGCUUGCGCAGUAGUAGCAGCAGCGGCCACCAGAGGGACAGCAGUUACGUGGCGCGCGCAGCCGACUCGGAGUUGAUCAUUGACAACAACAGAGACAAAUCGUAUGCAUCGUUCACCAAACUUCAUGCUGGACGACACGUGUGUUCUGUACAGAAGGCUGUGACGCAGCCUGUGAAAAUCUUACAGUCGUACUGUAAGCCGGCGUUCAAAUCUUACACUCAGCCCUGCCUCGACAACAAGAGCUGUAAUGGAGUUCGAUUGGUGUACGAAACUGCAUUUAGAACAGUGUACGAGACAAAAAUUAAUCGGUACACAAGCUACAUUUGCUGUCCAGGUUGGACGCAGAUCACCAAAAUAGACAACGGAUGCAAUAAAGCUUUGUGUAGGCGGCUGUGUCUGAAUGGUGGAUCGUGUAUCAAACCGGAUAUGUGUGUUUGUCUUCCGGGCUUCACCGGAAAGCUGUGCGAGUCAGAUAUUGAUGAAUGUCGAGAAAAACCAUGUGACCACACAUGCAUCAACGUAAAUGGAAGUUUCUACUGUCAAUGUCACGAUGGAUUUGACUUGCAGGGUGAUGGCCGAUCAUGCAGAAGUCAUGAAGGAAAAGAUGCAACAGAAGCUAGGGAUCUCUUAGACUAUGAUAUUCUUGCAAAGAAGGUCCAGAAACUUGAAAAGGUUAUGGUAAGACACUCGUCUGAUCCAGCGACAGACGAAGCAAUAUCAGAGCUUAAAGGCAAAGUUAAACUGAUUAUUGAAAAUAUAGCAGAACUCAGACAUCAGCUAAAUGAUAUUGAGAGACACCAAAAUGAGUAUCAUCAGCAAAUGGAAAGUCUUCAACCAUACAGAGUUGAAAUUCAACGCAUAAACACACUGUGUGAUCAAGUAGCAGGGAUAAAGCAAACACUGAAUGAAUGUAAUUGCAGAAGUUACUACAGCAACAGACUUGUUCCUUAGAAUUCCACGUGAAAAAAUUUAAAUACAUGAAAUCAUGCCUUCAGAUGUGAAGGAUAAAUGAAAUACAAGACAUUCAGAGAAUAGUGUAUACGAGAUGGUUUCUAACCUCACUCUUACAGUUAAUGUUUUAAGAGGGACCAUAUGAUGUGGGACACCGUCCCACUUUGUUUCGGUAAGAUCUGAAACCAUUCCAGUUCUUCUGUCAUUGCCUACAAUUAUGUCAAGUAUUAUAAUCUUAAUCUCCAUUCUCAAUUUUGAACAAUUACAAAAAACAUGAGUUGCAACUCAAAAGCACCAAUGAAACAAAUAUAACCAGGCGAAAUGAAACUUCUGUUCACCGAAGAAAAUUCCCUUGGCAUCAGACCAGAGGUUUGUUUAUACAAAUAUUUUAUAGGUGAGAUUUCAGGUUCUCAUGAUGGUAUAUAUGAAGAGAGUGUCCUCUGGGAUGUUGCACGUGUAGUACGGUAGAAGUUUACCGACAUUUCAAGGGCACUUGCUGUCUCCACCAUCAGACUGAUAAUAAAGUACCUCUGAAACAUCAGAGUACACAGUGCAACAUCCAAGAAGAUGGUCAUCUCCAAAUAUUUUAUACUUGCCUCUAGAAAGAGUGAAAUUGUAUUGAUGGAGCUGCGAAGAAUGGAAGUCGGAAAUCUUUUGUACCUAGUCUAAUUCACGAAGCCACUGCCAUUAUACCGACAUGCUUUCCAAAAGGAAAAAUUGUACUGAAAACGAGUCCCUAUUUAAAGAUAAUGUAAAGAAUAACCAAACUCAGUUAAGUCUUCUUAGGCAAUCAGUUGUGUAAGGUGAUUUUUGUGACCACGCGACGUGGCCGAUCGCCUGAGAAGACUUAAUUAAACUUUGCCAUGAAAGGUCUAGAUAAUACAUCAAUAACCACACUGCCUUAAUUUUGCAAACAGAUGAUUUCAUCACUGUUUAAGUUAGAAACCGUCCUUCGUUUUAGCCCAACCACAACCGCAACCAAUAAGGAUACAAUUAGAUUUCCAUAAAAGCAUGUUCAAAUGUAUUCAAGUAUGGAAUCUUAUGCGAUUCUUCACUUCUAAAUUAAAUGCAUAUAAAAAGCACAGAAACUGCCAUAACUAUAAGUACCAUACGCCAAUUAAGUUAUUUUCCGGAUGCCAAACCGACGGCACGAGACAAUUCCUAUUCUGUUAAUUUAAAACCGCUUUCGCUUCAGUUACGUACCUGUAAACCCCUCCAAAGUAUUUAAACAGGAAUCACGAUGAGCUAGAUGAUAAAACUAUAAAAUACAUUCCAAUGGCGAAUAAAAUUUAUGUUAGUGUCACCACAGACAACCAAAGCGCAGACAGGGAAAAAUACGCAUUACUUGUCUAACUCGGAUACAUCACCCACCUGCAAGAAGGAAAAAAUACUGCACAUUCUGUUUACAGGGAUAUUAAAAUAUAUUAAUAAUUUCUAAGUUGAAUAGUAAUUAUCACUGGAUACAAUUAAUAGUUUUGUGAAUCAAUUGAUUUGAGCAUCAAGGCAACAUGGAGACAUGAUUUAGUAGUAUUAU
Molecule: messenger RNA, 3005 nt
Organism: Zootermopsis nevadensis
Lineage: Eukaryota; Metazoa; Arthropoda; Insecta; Blattodea; Termopsidae
Gene: slow
Product: epidermal growth factor-like protein slowdown
Biological process (GO): anatomical structure development
Cellular component (GO): extracellular region; cell surface
Molecular function (GO): signaling receptor binding; calcium ion binding
Source: RefSeq, a predicted model, not a curated record